Messenger RNA from Zymoseptoria tritici IPO323, 592 nucleotides. RefSeq lists its product as uncharacterized. Lineage: Eukaryota; Fungi; Ascomycota; Dothideomycetes; Mycosphaerellales; Mycosphaerellaceae. The record is from RefSeq and is a predicted model, not a curated record. The annotation marks the transcript as partial. The transcript has a single exon.
AACAUCCUUCAAAAUGGGCCGCACCCUCCAAAAAAAGAAAAACCGCUCCUCAAUAAGCAAAGUCAAACACAAGCCCAAAUCCCAAAAACGCCUCCUGCACCACCCCAUCAUCGCCCAAAACUGGGACAAAAACCUCACCUUCGCACAAAACUACUCUCGCCUCGGUCUCACGGCCAAAUUGAACAAGUCGACUGGAGGCGUGGAGCGCAAAGUGUCGGAUGUGCGUCGGGAAGAAGAGGAGGGAGGCGAGUCGAGGGGGAAAGUGGAUCCGUUGAAUAUUACGGCGGCGACGAAGAGGAAGGAACGGUUGGAUGUUAGUGAGGUGCGGAUUGAGCGGGACCCGGAGACCGGGGCGAUUUUGAGGGUUAUGGAUGAGGGGAAGGGGAAGAGGAGUAAUCCGUUGAAUGAUCCGUUGAAUGAGUUGGAUAGUUCGGAGGAAGACGAGGAUGAAGAGGGCGAGGAGGGAGAUGACGAUAUUCUCAACCUUAAGAAUCAACACGGCAGCACAGAUCUUGCGUCCUCCAGCCGACGAGCGGCGAACAAGACUGAGACGGUGCGGCAAUUGGAGGAAGCGGCGAAUCGACCUGUCACG